AUGGCGCAGCGAAUCAACCUCAGCGACGAUGGCGCAAGCUUCAUUGCCUUGGAUUCCAUCCCAGAAGACCUCAAGAAAUACGGCACAGAUGCCUUUGAUACCCUCUUCAAUCUACAUCCUGAACAACGAGGCAAAAUUCAGAUGCCAGUUGGCGAAUUGGUGUCACCUCGCUGGCACAAAAGCUACCUCAAUACCCCAACCUACGACCCAGCAUUGCACUUCAGCUACAUGUUCUCAGGCCAAGACAAUUCAGGCAUCCACGACCCUCUUCCAGACGCCUUCUUGCCUUUUCUGGAGUACGUCAACCGAGACAAUGCUGGAUACAACCAGGUGGUGAUCAAUUGGUACAAGGACGGAAAAGACUAUACAGCGCAACAUAGUGAUUGCGAAGAGGGCAUGGAGGAAGACGCAGACAUUGUGAUCAUUUCGCUGGGCGAUGAGCGAGUGUUCAAGAUCCGACCAAAACAAUCGCUGCAUGCAGAGGAUCUCAAAGUCCCUUGCCCUCAUGGAUCUGUUCUGACCAUGGGUGGUCAUACACAAAAGUCCUUCCGUCAUGGAGUUCCCAAGUCUGUUUCCAAGGAACCUCGCAUCAGCAUCACGUUUCGGAAAUUCAAGAAACAGCAAUGA
Molecule: messenger RNA, 627 nt
Organism: Aureobasidium musti
Lineage: Eukaryota; Fungi; Ascomycota; Dothideomycetes; Dothideales; Saccotheciaceae
Source: the annotation of a GenBank genome assembly